AUGGAAAGUCAAUAUUCCGAUAUCGAUGACAUCCCGAUAGUAUUUGAGGUUCAGCCAUAUAUGUUUGAACCUGCCGCUGUGCCAAACCCGGGAGAUAUUCCGUUAGCAAGUGCCGAAGACAGCGACGAAGAUCCCGGUCACAAAAGGAGUGGAACGUUUUGGUGCGAGUGUGGUUUGUGUCAAGUCAUGUCUAGUUCUGCGGAAUGUGUAUGCUGCACAGAAAUUUCUGUGGUUGACCAGGCACGUGGCGACUUGGAGUGCAUUACCCAACAUCAGACUUUCAAGGACAACUGCCUCAAUACAAGAGUUCUUGAAGUUAGUCUCUAUGACUAUGUCCAAUCUGAAGGACCACUGGACGACAAUGAGCCUAUUCAUGAGGUCUACAGAUAUAUUGCCUACAGAAGAUUUGUUUUAUGGGUGUGGCAGAAGUUAGGCAAGGGCAACCGCAAAAUCCUUCCAGCCUGUGUAGUUACUACAAUCAGGAAUGCCUUCCCCUCUGAACAGUACACAGGAUUUAAAUACGCUCGACCUAUGUAGGACGUCCAUCUCCAAACCUGGUGCGCCUUGUUGCUACGAGGUCUUCCUUGACAAAGGUUGUAUAUCCUGACGUCAGAGAUGGUGGACAGUAUCCAAAGGUCUGAUGUGCCUCAUCAACAGACAAAGUAAUACUAGGGUGCUGUCUUCGCCUCUUGCAUAGGUUCAACAUCAGGAGAUUGGU
Molecule: messenger RNA, 718 nt
Organism: Ostrea edulis (European flat oyster)
Lineage: Eukaryota; Metazoa; Mollusca; Bivalvia; Ostreida; Ostreidae
Product: P2X purinoceptor 7-like
Exons: 3
Coding region: 1-537 (178 amino acids)
Source: RefSeq, a predicted model, not a curated record